This is a messenger RNA of Vicia villosa (hairy vetch), 864 nucleotides long. RefSeq lists its product as uncharacterized. NCBI's taxonomy places the organism in Eukaryota, Viridiplantae, Streptophyta, Magnoliopsida, Fabales, Fabaceae. Bases 1 to 864 code for a protein of 287 amino acids. The record is from RefSeq and is a predicted model, not a curated record. The transcript has 3 exons.
AUGCCUCUGGAUUCCUAUCAUGGUCCAGAACAUGAUCACAUAGCUGUUUUGCAUCGCCAUGCUAGCAUCUUUAACCUUGUACAUCAAAUAGGACAUGUAAAGGAAGCCAUAGUGGCAUAUAUAGAUGACGAAGGAAACACUUUAUUGCACUUGGCUGCAAAAUUAGCGCCACAAAAUCAACUUGAACUGGUUUCUGGAGCAGCUUUUCAAAUGUCUCUCGAGUUAUUAUGGUUUGAGAAAGUUAAAAAGACAAUGAUCCCAGCAAAAAUAAAUUUGAGAAACUUUGAAAACUUCACUGCACAAGAACUAUUCUCAAAGGAGCACGAAAAACUAAGGGGAAAUGGAGAGCAAUGGAUGAAAAAAACGUCCGAGUCUUGUAUGGUAAUUUCAAGUGUCAUUGCUACUGGACUUUUCGCCGCUGCAACUAGUCUACCAAGAGGAACAAAUGAUAACACGGGAAAACAAAAUUAUUUAUCUAAAUCAUCAUUUUUGGUGUUUGCAAUAUCAAAUGCACUCGCACUCAUCUCAUCUUCAACGGCAAUAUUAAUCUUCUUGUCUAUUCUCGUCUCACGCUUUAGAGAGUAUGAUUUUUAUAAAUCACUACCUUUAAAGUUAAUAUUUGGAUUGAUCACAUUAUUCAUCUCCAUUGCAAGCAUGAUGGUAGAAUUUAGCAGUGCCUUCUUUAUUAUAUACUACCAUGGUUCAAAGUGGGUUCCUAGUUCCAUUGCAAUACUUUCCUCCCUCCCAAUACUUUUGUACAUACUGUUGCAUUUUUCACUGUUUUCAGAUAUUAUUUACUCAAGCUACUAUUGGAGGAAGCUAUCUAAGCCCGGUAAAAACAUGAUUUAUGUUCUCGAGAAGUAG